GAGAGGGAGACAGAGAGUGAGAGAGUGAGAGUGAGAGAGGGAGAGAGAGACUACCCAACCCAAGCAGAGCGUACUGAGGCGUCAGACGGCCGCCAGAGCAUUCCGGUUACGCACCGUUCAGAGGGCCCAUCGACGGUUCGCAGCGCCACAAGCAGCUGAAGAAGAAGUCACCAUACCUGGGCACACGGCCACGUUUAUAGUCAGUAAUGGAGAGCCUGCUGGAUAAUCCCAUGAAAGCCGUUCUUUACCUGAAGGAGCUCACCACUAUCGUGCAGAACCAGCAGAGCCUGAUCCAGACGCAGCGCCAACGCAUCGACGAACUCGAGCGAAAGGUGGAGGACCUGAUAGGAGAGAACCGAAAUUUGAGGGACCCCCACCACUACGUACAGCAGCCCCCUCAACAUCACCACCAUCACCACCACCCGACUCACCGCAGCGCCAGUCCCCAGGCACCCGCCAACCUCCAUCUGCACCCGGUGAGCAACAAGGCUGCGGCUCACCUCGGCCAGCAGGCGCAGCAGCAGCAGCCGCCGCCGCCGCCGCAGCUGCAGCAGCAGCAUCAUCAGCAGCAGCAGCAGCAGCAGCAACAGCAGAUCCCCGGUCUGUCGGCCCAGCCUCAGCAGCAUCCCAUCCCUCCCGCGCCGACCGCCCACCACCCCCAGCAGCUCCAGCUCGUCCCCACCUUACCACAGUCGCCCAAAACGAGCCAAGCCAGCCCCGACUCCGUGGAGGAGGACAAGAGGAGCCCCUGCUGUAAGUCCCUGGUUCCGCAGACUCCCACCACUCUCUGCCGCUCCGUCGGGCUGGCGAGGAAAACGGACAACCAAACAGUGCUUCACCAGUUCUGCUGUCCCGCCCCCGAGGCCCAUGAGGGGGAGACCUCUACUGCCUGUGUCCCCAGCGAUGACCUUCCUCCAGAACCGUCUAUCGGGGAGGAAGGGAAGGGAGGAGAGGGGGAGCUGCAGAGUGAGGUCGAGGCACAACCACAGCCUGAGCAACCGCUGCAAGAACCUCAGCCACAGACGCAACCCCCCCCACAGCCACAGACUCAACCCCCCCCACAGCCACAGACUCAACCACCCCCACAGACUCAACCAUCCCCAGAGCAACUGUCUCAACCUCCCCCAGACCCCCAGUGUGAGUCCCAACCUGAGCCUCAGCCCGAACCACAGCCCGAAACCAAACCUCAGCCAGAACUCGAACCCGAGCCCCAGCCUGUACCGGAGCCCGAGCCCGAGCCUGAGCCUGAGCCUGAGCCUGAGCCUGAGCCUGAGCCUGAGCCUGAGCCUGAGCCUGAGCCUGAAGUGGAGGAAGCUGAACAGGACCCCCCUGAAGCCCCUUCACCUCUUGGAGAGGAGCAGACAGUGGUGGAGCAAGAGAAGGAGGAAGAAGAAGUCGAGGAGGCAGAGAGAAAGCAAGAUGGAGAGGAGGCGCAGCCCGAGCGGCGUGAGGGCGAGGCAGCACAGGAGGCAGAGGAGGAGGAGGAAGGGGGAGGAGCUAAAGGAGGGGGGGCGGGCAGGAGGGCCAGCCUGCACCACACAGCCUCGCCCCUGAGGGUGCAGCGCAACGGGGCCGGCUCGCACUCCGCCACCUCCGACUAUGAGCUCUCGCUUGACCUCAAAAACAAGCAGAUCGAAAUGUUAGAGCACAAAUACGGGGGCCACCUCAUCUCCCGCCGCGCCGCCUGCAAGAUCCAGACCGCCUUCCGCCAGUACCAGCUCAGCAAGAACUUCGAGAAGAUCCGCAACUCGCUUCUGGAGAGUCGUCUGCCUCGACGCAUCUCCCUGCGAAAGGUCCGUGUGCAAAACACUGAAGGCUUCUCCGCUGAACGGGCCCUGGCAGAAGGCUGCAACCUCACAGGCAUCCCAUUGGUGCGCUCACCGUCCCUGCCAGCCACGGUGGGCGGCAGCCUGACCGACCUGGAAGACUCCUUCACGGAACAGGUCCAGUCUCUGGCCAAGUCUAUAGACGAUGCACUCAGCAACUGGAGCCUGAAGACCAUGUGCUCACUGCAAGAAGGUGGCACCUAUCAGUUCACUGCCGACUCCUUCAGUGCAGCCGCAGCAGCAGCAGAGGUGGGGGGGGGGGGGAGGAGGAGUCGUGAGGGAGUCAUCGCUUCCUCAAGUCCCGGUGGACCCAGUGACCUGUCGAGAAGCGCGAGCAAACUGAUGAUGGCUUUCCGCGAUGUGACGGUGCAGUUUGACGCCCAGAACUUCCGCGUCUCAUCUUCAGUCUUGGAAUCGUCCACGGUCACCCUCGGCAGCAGCAUCCAACCAGAAGGAACCCCCGCCAUUGUCACAUCUGCUUCCUCAAACUUCACUCCGGCCUCCAUACCUCCUGGCCCCUCACAAGAGCCCCCACCUCCUCAUGUUGAACUCCCAGCUGAACCCAUAUAUCCCCCGCCGCCUUCCCAGGAGCCCCCUCCGCCCCCGGAAUCAGAAGAAGACGAGCAGGACGAUGAUGAUUUCCCCGCUCCUCCCCCGAGUGAAGAAGAGAUUGGGGAUGACGAACAGCCUCCCCUCACCCCUCUGGAUAAGAUGGCUGCUCCUCAGAGCCCAGAGGAGAUGGUGCCACCGCAUACAGAGCCCCUGUACGCCCCUCCAGCUCUGAUGGUGAGCUCCCCCAUGGCACAGCCGCUGGAGGUGAAGAGGUGCGGCUCAGAGACGGCAGACAACAGCUCGGAGCAGAUGAGCAGCAGCAGCACGUCCACAGAGGCCCGCUCCACGUCUGAGGCCUCGUCCAAGGAGGCGCUGCAGGCCAUGAUCCUCAGCCUGCCGCGCUAUCAGUGUGAGAACCCCGCCAGCUGCAAGUCCCCCACCCUGUCCACCGACGUCAUGCGGAAACGCCUCUACCGCAUCGGCCUCAAUCUCUUCAAUGUAAACCCUGACAAAGGUCUUCAGUUCCUGAUCUCUCGAGGCUUCAUCCCAGACACACCCAUCGGCGUCGCCCACUUCCUGCUGCAGAGGAAGGGCUUGAGCCGGCAGAUGAUAGGAGAAUUCCUCGGAAACAGCAAGAAGCCUUUCAACAGAGAUGUCCUAGAUUGUGUGGUGGAUGAGAUGGACUUCUCAGGCAUGGAGCUGGACGAGGCUCUGAGAAAAUUCCAGGCCCAUAUUCGUGUCCAGGGAGAAGCCCAGAAAGUGGAACGUCUUAUCGAGGCCUUCAGUCAGCGCUACUGCAUGUGUAACCCCGACGUGGUGCAGCAGUUUCACAACCCGGACACCAUCUUCAUCCUGGCCUUCGCCAUCAUCCUGCUCAACACGGACAUGUACAGUCCAAACAUCAAGCCCGACCGCAAGAUGAUGCUGGAGGACUUCAUACGCAACCUACGAGGUGUUGAUGACGGAGCAGAUAUCCCCAGAGACAUGGUGGUGGGAAUCUAUGAAAGAAUACAACAGAGGGAGUUACGCUCCAACGAAGACCACGUCACCUACGUCUCCAAGGUGGAGCAGUCCAUCGUGGGAAUGAAAACGGUUCUCUCUGUCCCUCACAGAAGACUGGUGUGCUGCAGUCGACUGUUUGAGGUGACUGAUGUCAACAAGGCCCAGAAACAGGCGGCGCACCAGAGAGAAGUCUUCCUCUUCAAUGAUCUCAUUGUGAUCUUGAAGCUUUGUCCAAAGAAGAAGAGUUCUGCAGCCUACACCUUCUGCAAAGCAAUGGGCCUGCUUGGCAUGCAGUUUCAUCUGUUUGAGAAUGAAUACUACCCUCAUGGCAUCACCAUCCUCUCACCUUUUGGCUCGGACAAGAAGCAGGUCCUUAACUUCUGUGCCCAAAGUGCAGAGGAGCUGCUUAAGUUCAUAGAAGAUCUGAAGGAAUCAAUCGCGGAGGUGUCGGAGAUGGAGCAGAUACGCAUCGAGUGGGAGCUGGAGAAGCAGCAGGGGGCCAAGGCACACUCAGUGAAGAACAAUGGCACCCAGCUAGAACUGCGUGGCAAACAGGGCUCCCCAUCAGGAAACCAGGAGAUGGAUGACCGAAGUGGACACAAUGCAGUAGAGGUGUCAAUUCACAACAGGCUUCAGACGUACCAGCUCAGCAGCACGGCUCCGAGUCCCGAGAGCGUGGCCCUUCUUAACCAUCGGGGGGAGCUGCUCUUCCAGCAGGGGCCCCAGGGGCUAACCUACGGGCCGGUGCCUCCCCCUCAGCACCCGCAGCUGCAGUCAGCAACAAGCACCCCCACCCACCACCUCCACCUCCAGCAGCACCACCAGGCGGCCGUCAGCAUGUCUGAUCUGAGACCCGAAACACUGAUCCAGUGUCAGCAGAUCGUCAAGGUCUUCAUGCUGGACAACAGCGGCCACGGACACAUGGAGGCCUUCCUCAGCCAGACCCCCACCCACCACCACUACCAGCACCACCACCACCACAGCCACCACCAGCUCAGCCACUCGGCCAUGUCCACCCCGGUGCGCUCGCCGGACAGCUCUCACGGCAACGACGGCCACCAGCCCCCGCUGCCCCCCCCACCUCCGCCUUACAACCACCCACACCAGUACAUACCCCCAGACCCUCGCCUCAGUCUACACCGGACCCCAAGUGGCUCACGGAGCAUGGUGUAAAUAAAUAAAUUAGUAGUCUUUCCCUAAAACACCCACGUUCACACACCCUAACCCCACCCCUUAUCUACCUAUUUAAAGAGUACAUAAUGUACAUAUAUAUAUACAGAUGAAAGAGCUAUAAAAAAAAAAUGAAAUCUCACUUAUAUGCAUAUAUUUAAGGAAAGAAAAUAAACUAAAAGAAAAAGUUUCAAAAGAGAAACGGAGAAAUAAAGUGCAUAUAUACAGUUUUACUUGAUUCCACAUGUAUUUUGAAAUAUUAUGUAGUUUUAACACAUUUCUAAAACUUUUUGUCAGUUUUAACUCUUGCUAGGAAAACACAGAUAUUCAGUUUCUGGAUGGAUGUCUUCUCGUUGCAUCCUCAACAACAACAGAAAUGGACAGUGAUGGAUCGACACCUUCCAAGGACCCUCUGCUUCUGUCCGCUCUCUUCACCCCCCCCCCCCCCCCCCCCCUCAUGCCUAUUGUGCUUUAUGUGCGCCUGCGUGCAUAGUGAACACUUACGGCCCGUCCACACUACAGCUUCGACAGCUUCAAAAACGGUUUCCAACGCGUCUGCCCAUUCACUUUGAAUGGGGUGACGUCACUUUUCGCCGAACUGCAUUGUGGGAAGCAGAGCGGAGCUUUCCUGG
Messenger RNA from Gymnodraco acuticeps, 5182 nucleotides. RefSeq names its product IQ motif and SEC7 domain-containing protein 3-like. Gene Ontology annotation, biological process: regulation of ARF protein signal transduction; actin cytoskeleton organization. Gene Ontology annotation, molecular function: protein binding; guanyl-nucleotide exchange factor activity. The record is from RefSeq and is a predicted model, not a curated record. NCBI's taxonomy places the organism in Eukaryota, Metazoa, Chordata, Actinopteri, Perciformes, Bathydraconidae.